Talaromyces proteolyticus is the source of this 351-nucleotide messenger RNA. Its product is annotated as putative 40S ribosomal protein S20. The record is from RefSeq and is a predicted model, not a curated record. Gene Ontology annotation, cellular component: cytosolic small ribosomal subunit; ribosome. Gene Ontology annotation, molecular function: structural constituent of ribosome; RNA binding. The coding region runs from base 1 to 351 and encodes 116 amino acids. Gene Ontology annotation, biological process: translation. Lineage: Eukaryota; Fungi; Ascomycota; Eurotiomycetes; Eurotiales; Trichocomaceae. The transcript has 5 exons.
AUGUCUUAUCAGAAGCCUGAGAAGGAGCUCAAUGACCAGCCUAAGGUCCACCGCAUUAGAAUUACCCUCACGGGCCGCAAUGUUUCCUCUCUCGAAAAGGUCUGUCGCGAGCUCUCUGAACGCGCUCAAUCCAAGAACAUUGCAGUGAAGGGCCCAGUUCGUCUUCCGACGAAAACCCUCAACAUUGUCACGCGGAAAACACCCAAUGGUGAGGGCAGCAAGACCUGGGAUCGCUAUGAGAUGCGCAUUCACAAGCGAUUGAUUGACCUUAACGCUCCUACAGAGGCCGUCAAAGCCAUUAUCAUCAACAUCGAGGCCGGGGUCGAAGUUGAGGUGACUAUUGCAGCUUAG